Molecule: messenger RNA, 756 nt
Organism: Culex pipiens pallens (northern house mosquito)
Lineage: Eukaryota; Metazoa; Arthropoda; Insecta; Diptera; Culicidae
Gene: Svip
Exons: 3
Coding region: 130-375 (81 amino acids)
Biological process (GO): negative regulation of retrograde protein transport, ER to cytosol; negative regulation of VCP-NPL4-UFD1 AAA ATPase complex assembly; positive regulation of autophagy
Cellular component (GO): endoplasmic reticulum membrane
Source: RefSeq, a predicted model, not a curated record
AACAAGUGGCAAGUGUCAAAACAAAGGCGCUGCAACACGAUCCGAGGGCAGGUGCAAUCGUACAAGUGCUCCGCGAAAAGUUUGAUUUAAUUUGGUUCCAACGUAGAAAAUAAUUAGUUUUUGCUCGCGAUGGGGAUGUGCUCGUCGUGCUUCAAAGGAUCCACCGAGGAGCUGCUGCAGCCGAGCGCGGAAAUGCGCCGGCAGCAGCAGCUGGAGGCCGCCGAGCGGCGUCAGCAGCAGAGCGAAAACCGUGGCAUAAAAGAUCCGGAAAAGGUACGCCGGAUGCAGCAGCGAGCCCAGGAGACGGAACGUCGCGAACAGGAGGCGGCGCGGAUGGGUGGCGGUCAGCCCGUGUUGAAGUGGUCGCAAGAUUAAGAUCAAUUUACAUUCGCAGCGACGUCUCAGUUAACACUCGACCAAUGAACGAUUCGAUUGAAGUGAUAGAAUUGCUUGGAUUGUUUCUGAUUUACCGGCUAUGUUUGUUUUUUUUUUCUUCGCAUUUUGUUUUCCUCAAUUGUUUGUUAUUUAGUUUUCAUCGCAUAUUUAUGGAAGGUUUUGUUGAUAGUAGUAUGAGAACAUUUUUUCCACCAAAUGUUUUGCAACGCAUUUUCAGCACCUUUAAAUCUAUCCAAUAUCAGCUUAUUUAUUUUGUAUGGAGAUGGUUCACUAGUGUUGAACACAUUGUUUUUGUCAAAUGAAGGCAUUGUUUUCUAUGUAUUGGAAAAAUAUACUGAAUCUUUUGAUAGUCCAAUAAAA